Messenger RNA from Nothoprocta perdicaria, 4953 nucleotides. It is a transcript of the gene GTF2A1, whose product is annotated as general transcription factor IIA subunit 1. The transcript has 9 exons. Gene Ontology annotation, biological process: transcription initiation at RNA polymerase II promoter; transcription by RNA polymerase II. The record is from RefSeq and is a predicted model, not a curated record. Gene Ontology annotation, cellular component: transcription factor TFIIA complex. Lineage: Eukaryota; Metazoa; Chordata; Aves; Tinamiformes; Tinamidae. Bases 259 to 1392 code for a protein of 377 amino acids.
CGCGUCCCCCGCUCGCCCUGGCCGCUCGCGCAGCUGCUCGGCUCUCGCUAUAUAAAGGGGCGACGCGGGCAGAGCGGGCGGCUGGCGGCGGCGGCUGCAGCCCCAGGGCCGGCGAGCGAGGCCGGGCCAGGCCGCGGGGCUGCCCGUGAGCCGGGGCGGGAGGCGCGCGGUUCUGGGGGGAGACGCAGCCGGGCAGGUUUAUUGUUUUAGGGGCGACUCCCCCCGCCGCGGUUGGGGGCGUCCCGGGGGGCUCGGGACAUGGCGAGCUCGGCUAACACAAACCCCGUGCCUAAAUUGUACAGGUCUGUAAUUGAAGAUGUCAUCAAUGAUGUCAGAGAAGUUUUUCUGGAUGAAGGAGUGGAUGAACAAGUUCUCAUGGAACUCAAAACACUGUGGGAGAACAAGCUGAUGCAAUCCAAGGCUGUAGAUGGCUUCCACUCAGAAGAGCAGCAGCUUCUGCUGCAGGUGCAACAGCAGCAGCAGCAACAGCAGCAGCAACAGCAUCACCACCACCACCAUCACACACAACCUCAGCCGCAGCAGACUGUGCAGCAGCAGUCUCAGCCCCAACAGGUCCUUAUUCCAGCAUCCCAGCAAGCACCUCAGCAGCAGGUUAUUGUGCCAGAUUCCAAGCUGAUACCACAUAUGAAUGCAUCGGGCAUGAGCGCAGCAGCCACCGCAGCGACGUUGGCUCUCCCUGCUGGCGUUACUCCUGUUCAGCAGAUACUUACAAAUUCAGGCCAGAUCCUUCAAGUAGUUAGAACUGCAAAUGGAGCUCAAUAUAUCAUUCAGCCACAACAGCCGGUCGUUCUACAGCAGCAGGUCAUACCACAAAUGCAGCCUGGUAGUGUACAAGCCCCUGUAAUUCAGCAGGUCUUGGCUCCCAUCCCCGGCGGGAUUCCGCAGCAGACAGGAGUGAUCAUUCAGCCUCAGCAGAUCCUGUUUACAGGAAAUAAAACCCAGGUCAUCCCUACCACUGUGGCUGCCCCAACCCCUGCCCAAGCACAGAUUCCUGCAGCUGGCCAGCAGCAACCACAGCAGCAACAGGCGCAGGCACAAGCACCGCUCGUGCUCCAGGUCGAUGGAGCAGGGGACACCUCCUCAGAGGAAGAGGAAGAUGAGGAGGAAGACUAUGAUGACGAUGAAGAGGAAGACAAAGAAAAAGAUGGAGCUGAAGAUGGCCAGGUCGAAGAGGAACCCCUUAACAGUGAAGAUGAUGUGAGUGAUGAGGAAGGACAAGAACUGUUUGAUACAGAAAAUGUUGUUGUGUGCCAGUAUGAUAAGAUUCACAGAAGUAAAAACAAAUGGAAAUUUCACCUCAAAGAUGGCAUCAUGAAUCUUAACGGAAGAGAUUUUGUAUUUUCCAAAGCCAUUGGGGAUGCUGAAUGGUGAAGUUUUUAAGACAAAGCAAAACAAAAAAACCUUCCCAUAAGAGGAAAAAAAUCAAAAGCAGGAAAGGUUGAGACUUGGACAUAUAUUUCAACCAAAAUAUGUAUCUGCACAUCAAAAAUAAAGCAUAAACAAAACUAUUGGAACAAAGAUAAAAUGUGGCAACAAAGACACUACUUCAGAUGAGCAAGCCAUGGACUGUAGCAGCUAUAGCAUUGUCUGGGAGCUGGUUUUGUGUGUUAGGAAAACCUUAAUUAUCAAUUCUACCUACAGGUACCUACAGCUGGUAUUUAGCAUGUAAGGCUUUGUCUCCCCCUUCUUCCCUCGGUUUAAGAUUUUAAAAUACUUCUUCCACUGAUUGAAGGAACUCUUCCCUUUGAUAGAUUAUUAAUCUGAAAAUGCUUAUUGUGUGUACAAAUCUUUGCUUUGGACACUUCCUUUCGGUAGUGAGGAUGGUAAGGAUGUUACUUAAACUGCGUGCAAGCUUUGUACAGAAGGGUAAGAAUUAAGGUGUUAAAUUUUAAAUAACGUGUAUAAGGAAAAUAUUUUUAAUUCUGAUAAGCUCAUUAAUUAUUAUAUCUAUUUGUUGUUUUCAAUUCCAUUCCCCAUAAACAAGUUAUUGUUCCUAGCAGUUACAAAAUGGUAAAAUGAUCAUUUAUAUUACAAAAUUAUUUUUUAUUUCAUGUGAAUGGCAUCUUUUAUUUAGGGCUAUAUUUUUAAAAUACUAAGCACCUGUAGCUCCCCCCUAGAAAGUCAGACUGCUUAACUCUACCUGUAUUCUUGCUGUUUGAUGGUCCUGCAACACCGUUGAACUGAAAGGAAUAGCAGUAGUUUCUGCUGACUCCUUACAAAGACUUUGGAGACCUUUCAAAUGAAAUGUGUAGGUAAUCACAUGAUAGAUGCAUUCCUUCACUAACAUACUACAUUUGUACUCCAGACAUCCAAAAUAUUUGAGCAGGCCACAGGAAUGACUGAAGUUUUAACACAGAAAAUCUCAUAAAAGUUCUGUUAGCUGCAAGUCCGUUAAUCAGAGGUUUGCAUACUAAAAAGCAUAGCCUUAAGUUACCUGCAGCAGUUAAUCUCUAAUCUUUCCCGGUGGUAUGUAGCUUUGUGAGGAGAACUGCGCAGCUUCGAGAACACAAACCUUGUCAGAGUGUCCUUAGGCUGCCUUGGUAAUGGAAAAUCAAGUGGUCAGAUGCACUAAACCUCAUUAAGAACUUUUUCACUUGCCUUUUCUAGAGUGGUUUUGUUUGUUUGUUUUUGUUGUCCAAAGCAGCAAAAUGGUUACCCCUCCUCCCCUCCUCUUAGAAUUGUGAACACCUUUUCUUCAUGCAUAGGUUAUUCUUCCAAAGCCUGCUUCCAGAAAUGCAGGAGGAGAGGGAACGGGCAUGAKAGUUAGUGUUGAGGAAGGAAUGUUCAUACUCGUGGCGGUUUCAGCAAAGGUGUUUUGUUGGUGCUUCGAAAGGGACAAUGAAAAGGACACGCGCAGUAAAGAUAAUUUUAAUGGAAUCGGGGAAGAAUUUCUGGAACAGACAUUUAACCCACAACUUCUGGCCUUUCUUCUUGAGAAUGAAAUUUUUAAAGCAUAAUUUAACAAGCUCAUAAGUGUAUUUAGGUAGUGUAUAAGCAGUGUCCUCGUUUUCAUUCUGCUUUACUUGCCACAAAGUGCAUUGAUAGUCUCAUUAGCAUUUAGAAGAAUUCAAAAACACUGUAAAAAGCUGUUUUUUUUAUUGUGACUUUUCUCACCUGUGGUCUCAUUGACACAGACAGAACCUGUCUGUAGGCCAUGUCUAGAGCCAUCUUUCCUAGCAAGUCAUCUGCAUACAUAAACUUUUGACAAGUUAAUUUCUGGUUUUAUUCAUUUGUUGUUGAGCAGUGGCAUAACCACAUGGAGUACAUUUUUGGCUCGAGGCUUCAAGGUAUCUCAAACGGACUGGUGUUUGCGUUCUUAGAAACAAAGCAGAAUUUUUUAUUUUCAUUUUUGCCACUGUAGAAACUUUUAAACAGUGCAAAACUGCAAUGAAAUGAGUAAUAUAUCGGCUACUUCCUUAUCUUUCCCAUGUCUAAUACCAGUAAGUUUUAAAUAAUGGUCUUCAAACAAAUCCCACAGCGCUGCACAACUGAACAAGUCAAAAGAAAAAAGUCUUUUUGGGUACAGAUUCCUGUUUAUACCACUGGAAACCAGGUUACUGUAAAACAGGAUUUUUUUUUUCCCCCGACUACUUUGGUUCUUCACCCACUUGUGUGUACCAGAAGCUGCAUAGCCUUUUUAUUUAUUUCUAAGGGGUACCAGAACUUUGAAGGUAACUCGAGCAGAGCCUGUUCUGCAGGGUGUUGGAAGCCAUGUGAACUUGCAAGCUAAUUGAAUGGUGUGCUUGUCAGAUAAGAGGUUUUGUCUUCAAAUACAAAUACCUGUGAAGUUUUCUGAAAGCCAGUCAAACAUGAACAUACCAAACUGUGCUCUUAUUGCUACAUCAAGUGUUCCUUUUUUUAAAUCAAAAAGCAUGUUUUAAUUUCAUUUUAUUGUAGCGGCUUGCUGUAAGAAUGUAGUUUGCUUAAUUUUAUUAUUGUACUUGAAUUUUUAAUCAUGGUUUUAACAAUGUAACUGAACAGACCAUUUCAUUAGGUUCCACAGAAACCAUUCCUUUCAGAGGGCAAGGGAUUCCCAUGUUCAUAGUCCAUAAAUGAUCUUUUUUUCUCCUCCCCUUGAAAGAGAUUUUUCUUUUCUUUUUUUUUUUCAUUUAAAUAGUUCAGUAUUAUGGAAGCAAUUCAUGAUUUCAAGAGGGCUUAUGUUUAAAUUUGCACAGAUAAUGGAGCACCUUCUUAUGAUGGAAAAAUAUGGGGAAAGAUAACUUCAUAAUUAUAACUAUGAUGGCUGAUGGAAACUUGCAGAGGAACUAGGCCAAAGCCAGAGCCUUGUGCCUUUUCAGUUUGCAGAAUACCAGUUUUGCCAGCAUGACCUUUUUUUGAUUCCUGAGGGAGUAGAUUUCCUGCAGUGCUUCAAACAGUUAAAAAAAAAAAAAAAAGAAAAAAAAAAGUUUGCUCUAAUUUUGACUUCUAGUGUGUGCAAUCAUUUAAGAACAUUUACUUUGAAAACCAGUUGAAAUAUGUUUUCUCUUAGGAGGUAAUAGAGAAUUUAGUCACAUGAGGGAUUUUAUAUUGGACUAUUUAAAUAAAAAGUAUGAUUUUUUUUUUAUUCCCCCCUCAGUUGCUGGGUAGUGACAAGAUUUCUUCACGGUUUCAUACUCUUGCUUUGUUCUUGCGUUGUAAUCAGAGGUGGCGUUUGAACGUCAUCCAUGUCCCCAGUCRUGAUGUAAAAGAACAAUUGUGGUCAGAGUUUAUUUUCCCGUCUAUGAUACAUGAUUCGGAAGCAGAUUUGAGAGAAGAGUACAGAAAAUACUGUGUCCUAUAGCAGAUUUUUCAUAAAUGCUUUUCUGUUUCUCCUGCGGAGUAGGAGCAUUUGUUCUGCAAAGGUGGUUUGGCCGUUUGGUAGUUAACAGUAAUUACGGCACCUUAAAACGAUCCGAGUAAAACUCCGUAAUUUCAGUGCAGGAGCUAAAGACC